UCAAUUACAAGUGUCAAUUGUCAAUUGACAAUAAAAUUGACAGAAAGUUUCUCAAUAACAUUUAUUGCUAUUGUAUAGCAAGCUGAUAGGUAGAGUAAGAGCAUAUUCGAUGUAGGUACACUAUAAAUCGAAUAGAAGAAAAGAAAUAUAUUCCUUUGGACAAAUAUAUAACAGUAGUGUUUAUAAAUAUUCUUCCUGCAACCAUGUGCUAUGUCAUAGUUACUGGACGCAGUUUAGCAUGGCUUCUUCUCAGUUUGGUCGCGUUUAUGUUUAUUUUGGUUGGUAUUAUGACGCCUAAAUGGCUUACUGGCCAGCCCCAAGUUAUCAAUGAAAACAAUGCCACGAGUUUCUUCGUGCCUAGCGUCGGUAUUUAUAGUAGGUGUAGAUGGAUGUCUCACAACCAUGACAACUGUGGUUCGUUUUCCUUUGACGGUCUAGCCACCGACUCUUCUAUAUAUCCUGGUCCGUGGAAGGCGGCAAUGUUCUUCCUGUCACUUUGUGCCGCUAUACAGUUUGCAACAGUAUUGGCUGGUGUGAUGGCAUGUUGCGUACAAUCUGUGUUCAAGAAAAGCGUCAUAUCUCUAGCGGGAGCCACACAAGCGCUAGGAGGGUUAUUUGGUGUGUUGGGUCUGCUUCUUUACCCGUGGGGUUGGGGAGCCCCGCGCGUGAAGAACCUGUGUGGAGAAAACUCCGAGCCAUACAUUCCUGGGGAUUGUUCGAUUGGUUGGGCCAUGUUCGUAACAGCGACCGGAGUGGCGCAGAUAUUCUUGGCGUGCGCUCUAUCGAAGACAGCCGACAAGGCGGCCAAUUCGGACAAGGUACAGUUCCAGAUGGACGAAGGCAAGCAGCUUAUAUGCUUGGCUUGAUUGCAAUAUUGUUGUAUUGAUGGAUCUUAGAAUAAGUUGAGACUGACAAUAUCCAGGUAAAUAUAUUAAGGAGAAGAAAAUGAUAGGUUAUGAAAGCAUGAGUUUUGAAAAAGAUAUGGUCAUUUUCAGCCGACUUAGAAUAAUAGAAGUUUUAUUUAUUGAAGGAAAAUAUAAAACAUUUUUUCUUUAAAAAUGGGUUGACACUAUGGGCUGUUCAAAUUUAUGUCAAAUCGUAAGCAUUGAAAUUGUAAUUUUUCCCUAAUAUAGAUUUUUAUUGGAAUCAAGUGGUAUUUUCCAAAAUGGAGCAGUGGCAUGUAGGAAAAUGGCCGUAUCCUUUUAAAAGCUAAAAUUAAAUCAGUCUCAAUUAUAACGCACAAACCACCUUAAUACAAAUGGAAUUGUAACGCAAAAAUUAGUUACUUGUAUACGAAGAUUAUUUUUUUAUUAGCAUAUGUUCAUUCCCGUUUGUUCUACAUAUGCUUAACGGUAUAUAAUGUACUCCUAGUUAUUAAGAAAUAACAAUAUGAAAAAUUAGGAUACCUCACUAGAUUGUUCAAUUUUCCAAGUCAAAUUUUGUUUGGUCCUGAAUAAAUUUUUGAUUAUAAUAUCUAUAAAAUUAUGCAGUAUGUAAGCUUAGUUAAAGGGCUGGUUAACAACCGUUUUCAAUAAACGAUCCCAAUCUCAAUCUUUAAUCCGAUUCCGAGAAUUAACCAAUCAAAAUAAGUCAUCUGUGAACAUGUCAGAAAAGCUUUGCUCUGGUUGGUCCAUUAUUGAGAUAGAUCGAAAAAAGCGAUUGGGAUCAUAUCAUGUUUAUAUACAUUGUAUCUCGUAAGAUUAAAAGUAAUAGUUGGAUAAACAUUUGGAAAGUUGGACGAUUGUGUGGUUAAACCAGUGACUUAACUCAAAAGUAAAAUGGGACCUGUAUUUUAAUAUUUUAACUUGUAACAUGCUCAUUUUUUUAUUCACCACGGCUUUUGCCCAUUCACCAUUAGUAAAGCUAGUUUCAUAUCAUAUUUAAGCGAGGUUUAGAUUAGCAAGAAAACUUGCUGAAGUCGACUUCAGCAAUAUUUUCACUUGCGGCAACUUGCAUGUGUAGAACUAUCGAAAUAUUGCCCCUAGUGUAGUCAUUUCGAAGUUCUUGGUAAAUAUAUUGGUGCAAGGACUUGUUAAACUAAACUAGGCACUACAGACUGAGAAAUAAAUACGACUGAAUAAAUUUAUAUAUAACAUGACAAAAUAAAAUAGGCAAAUAUGACUUAAAACUGAGUAAAACUCGAGAAUAAAGGGGAUUGAAAUUAAUAUCGAUAAUAUUCUCAGAUUAACUGCAGAUUUUCAAAAAUGAUCCCUAUUUUUUUUGGAUCGAUCUCGAAAUUUACUAAUCAAGAUUUUUUGAAAUACACAAAUAACUUAUUUUGAUUGUUCUUUUUCGGGUUCGGUUCGAAGUUUAAGGUUGAGAUCGUUUAUUGAAAUCUGCCGAAAUCUAUUACAGAUAGUUAAUGAAAAUGUAAAUUUAUGUUACGAGUGAAGUUGCAUUAUCCAGAGUUCAUUCAUAACUAUAAUACGAGUAUCUUUGUUUAUGUCGUAUGAUAGAACAGUUGCCAAUGUACUUAUAUACUAUAUUAUAUUAUCUUAAAUAUCCUGAGAGCGGUAGGUACCUAAAAAAACAUUUUUUAAAUCAUUUUUUUUUACAUAAUGUCGAUUUUCCUGAAACCCUAAAUUGAGGCUUUAGGGCUCAGAGGGACUGGGGAAGGGUAAAUGUGUUAGUUGUGAAACUAUCUGUCAUACUUUACAUGUUCCAAUAUGCUCAGUUAUCGACAUUGGUAGAAUUAUUGAUAAAGCGUGGGCGCCACAUAUCUAUAUAUAUAUAUAAAUGAAUCUCUAUUUCCCUUGGUCACGUCAUCACGCGUGAACGGCUGGACGGAUUUCCCUAUUUUUUUUUGGGUUUGUUGUCAGGCGAAGGUUCUUAUGAAAGAAAAAAUAAAAAAAAUUGCGCGGAAAAUUAGAAAAUUUAAGAAAACUUAACGAAAAUAUUAAUUUUAUAUAACUGUCAAUUGUUAGAAAUCACUGUCAGCGAUUGACAGAAUGCGCGCUGCAAAUUCAUAGUUAAGACGGGACAACGUCUGUCGGGUUAGCUAGUACAGUGAAAUAAUACCUAAAGAUAUAUUACAAGAAUACUCAAUCAUGGUUCUAUAUUUUAAGUAUUUAUUAAAGUUUUUAGAAGUAAUGUAUUAUUAGAUUGUAUUUAAGGUUUUAUGUUUUGUAUUAUCGCCCAGUGCCAUAGUAAUAUUUGGCUUUAAUUUACUUUCGGCAUAAUUAUGGAUUAUUUUUAUAAUCAAAUGUCAAAAAUAGAUUUGGAUGAAUUUUGUAGUUAUAGUACAUGGUUGUAAUACAUCGAGCUAGAAAAAUGCUAUCUCGGCAGUAAAUUAUUUGGAUUUAUUAGUAAAUUACAAAAAUACUCAUUAUUUUCAAUUGCGACUUAUACAUACUUAAAAAAAAAUGCGUGAUGAUGUGUGUGUGUGCGACUUAUACAAAAGAAAUAGAGUUCAUCCAAAUCGAUUCAGCAAAAUUUAUCAGUAUUAUUUUUAUUUGUAUCAUUGAAUCUUUUCUUAUGCAUAAUUGGUUGUUUUUUUCUGCUUAUUGGCUUUUUUUUUAAGAGAUAUAUAUUGUUUUAUAUCACGUUUUAACUUAGUAAUAUGUAAAGGAUGUCGCAUGCUCAUUCCUUUCUGUCAAAGUAUACAAUCAAAUCCUUAUGCACAUGUUUAUAAAAACUGUUGUAUUUACAGAUUAGUGUGCGUGAAACAGGCUAGUAUUCAAGAUUUAUUUAUGUGUGCCUAAAUAAAAUAAAAAAAACACAUCGAAUUAAUAGCCUCCUUUUUUUGGAGUCGGUUAAAACAGCAUGUGUGUUACUUUUUCUAAUUAGUAGUUACAUGGAGAGUGUCAAUUUUUCUUUACGACAACAAGCACAUUGCGCCUCAUUUCUAGAUUGUUUAAAUGUUCUAAGCUCAAAA
This is a messenger RNA of Manduca sexta (tobacco hornworm), 3874 nucleotides long. RefSeq names its product LHFPL tetraspan subfamily member 2a protein. Bases 204 to 866 code for a protein of 220 amino acids. The transcript is spliced from 5 exons. The record is from RefSeq and is a predicted model, not a curated record. Gene Ontology annotation, cellular component: membrane. NCBI's taxonomy places the organism in Eukaryota, Metazoa, Arthropoda, Insecta, Lepidoptera, Sphingidae.